Neogale vison (American mink) is the source of this 3084-nucleotide messenger RNA. RefSeq names its product epididymis-specific alpha-mannosidase-like. Gene Ontology annotation, biological process: mannose metabolic process. Bases 1 to 3084 code for a protein of 1027 amino acids. The record is from RefSeq and is a predicted model, not a curated record. Gene Ontology annotation, cellular component: lysosome. Gene Ontology annotation, molecular function: carbohydrate binding; alpha-mannosidase activity. Lineage: Eukaryota; Metazoa; Chordata; Mammalia; Carnivora; Mustelidae. The transcript has 19 exons.
AUGGGGCUGCCUGGCUGGCUUCCCAUUCUUACACAGCUGGUGGUACUGCGGUUCCUGGUGGCCCAGCCCAUGGAGCCCAUCAGGGUCUUCAUGGUUCCCCACAGUCACAUGGAUGUGGGCUGGAUCUACACUGUGCAGGAAAGCCUACAGGCCUAUGCAUCCAACGUGUAUACCUCCGUGGUGCAGGAGCUCAUGCUCCAGGAGCAUCGCUGCUUCAUCGCCGUGGAGCAGGAGUACUUCCGGCUGUGGUGGGAUGGCAUCGCCUCGGACAGGCAGAAACGCCAGGUCCGCCAUCUCCUGGCCACAAGACGCCUGGAGUUUGUCAUUGGGGGCCAGGUCAUGCAUGAUGAGGCCGUGACCCACUUUGAUGACCAGAUUCUGCAGCUCACAGAAGGACACGGGUUCUUAUAUGAAACCUUUGGGAUCCGGCCACGGUUCUCCUGGCAAGUCGACCCCUUUGGCGCCUCUGCCACGACCCCCACCCUAUUUGCCCUGGCGGGCUUCCAUGCCCACGUCAUCUCCCGGAUCGACUAUGACCUGAAGGGUGCCAUGCAGAAAAACCAAGGUCUACAGUUCGUGUGGCGAGGGUCCCCAUCCCUGGCGGCUAAGCAGGAAAUCUUCACGCACGUCUUGGACCAGUACAGCUACUGCUCGGAAGGCUUUUACUGGGAUGGCUCGCCUGUCUUCCCGGAGCCUCCCUCCAAUAGGCUAUUUCAACCCAAGUCUGCACCCAUCACUUGGAACAACAUGAAGUACUAUGUAGAUCUUCUUGUGGACAAUGUGAAAGAACGGGCUGCCUGGUUCCAGACAUCACAUCUCCUCUGGCCCUGGGGGUGUGACAAGCAGUUCUUCAAUGCCUCGCUGCAGUUCGAAAACAUGGACCCUCUGCUGGAAUUCAUCAACAGUAAUACACCCAAACUCGGCAUCUCUGUCGAGUACGCCACGCUGGCCAAAUACUUCGGUGCAUUGCAAGCUACCAAUGUCACCUGGCAUGUCCGUGAACACCAAGACUUCCUGCCCUAUUCCUCAGGUCCACAUCAGGCCUGGACCGGCUUCUACUCAUCCCGCAGCAGGCUCAAGGGGCUGGCCAGGCGAGCCAGCGCUCUGUUGUAUGCUGGGGAGUCCAUGUUCACACGCUCUGUGUGGCCGGUCCCUCACCAGCACCUGGACCUGGACUGGGCCCUGAAGCAGCUCCAGCAGCUCCGCUGGGCUGUCUCUGAGGUGCAGCACCAUCAUGCCAUCACUGGGACUGAGACCCCCAAGGUGAGAGACAUGUAUGUGAAGAAUCUGAGGUCCGGGAUGCAGGGUGUGCACAAACUGAUGGUCUCCAUUGUCCAGGACAGGACCCCGGCAUACUCGGACUCAGAAGCUAGGGGACACGUUGCCGUGGUCUACAACCCCCUGGCCUGGACGGUCACCACCCUUGUUACCCUGACGGUGGGCUUCUCCAGAGUCAGCGUCACAGAUGAGUCCGGCCAGCUGGUGGCUGCACAGAUCCAGGAAUCAAAAGAGAGGCAAACUGCUUAUGAUGUGCAUGUGCUGACCACAAUCCCGGGCCUCAGUUACCGACACUACCGUAUCAGGCAUGCCCAGGGGACUCAAGAAGACACCAAGCAGUUGGGUGCCAGUCUGGCUAAAACCUCCAACUUUGCCCGCAAGCCAGAGACACAUGCUGGUCCAGGGGUUAGGCACCUAAUUUCUGUGGAGAAUGACUGUUACACUGUGUUCCUGGACGCUGACACUAACCUCAUGCACAGCAUCUUGGAGAGAGAGAGUAACAGCACAGUGUGGGUGACCCAGGAGUUCAUGGAGUACCAUGUCAACGGUAAUUUGAAAUAUGGCCCUAUAUCUGAUAACUUUGUGUUUACACCCACUGAGAGUGCAAAGCGCCCAUGGAAAAGUGUGGGGAUGAAGAUUGUGGCAGGAAAGCUCAUGACGGAGAUCCAGCAGUUCUUCUACAGGAAGGAGAGAGACCGGAACCACACAUAUGCCAUCUACUCCCGGCUCGCCCACGUGCCGGUCGGCCAUGGUGGGGAGCUGCUCUGUCGUCGCAUCGAGCAGGAGUACCGGGUGGGCCCCUUGGAGCUGAACCGUGAGGCCAUCCUGAGGACGACCACCAGUCUCCACAACCGGCAAAUCCUCUACUCGGACAGCAAUGGUUUCCAGAUGCAGCGGAGAGUCUUCCGGGAACACGCGACCAACAGCAUCGCUCGGAAUUACUACCCCAUGGUUCAGUCCGCCUUCAUCGAGGACAGCCAAAGCAGGCUGGUGCUGCUGUCUGAGCAGGCACAUGGCGUCUCCAGCCAAGGGAACGGCCAGGUGGAGGUCAUGCUCCAUCGCCGGCUGAGGAACAACUUUGACUGGGCUCUGGAUUAUGACCUCACACUGAACGACACCUCUGUUGUCCACCCCGUGCUCUGGCUCCUGCUGGGACCCCGGCCGCUCACCGCGGGCCUGCGCCAGAGGAGUGGGCUGGCACUGCAGCACAGACCCGUCGUGCUGUUAAGAGAGCUGAAUGCGAUUGCUCAGAAUCUCCCAGACCCCCAACAGCAAGAAGCUGUGACCCUACCCCCAGGUCUUCACCUUCAGAUCCUCAGCAUCCCAGGCUGGAACUAUAGCUCCAACCACACAGAGCACCUGCAGAAUCUCCAGAAAGGCCAAGGAAGGAAGGCCAAGGUGGACCUCCGCCGUGUCCUGCUGCGGCUCCAUCACCUGCAUGAGGUGGGGGAGGACCUGGUCCUGUCUCAACCCGUGAGUGUGAACCUGGAGGUCGUGCUGCAGGGGCUGGGACCAGUGGUGGCAGUGGAGGAGCGCUCGCUCACAGGGACGUGGGAUGUGAGCACGCUGCACCGCUGGAGCUGGAGGACACGGGAUGGUCCCCACAGCGGAGGCAGCUCCAGCUCUCACUCGACAUCCCUGCAAGGCACGAAGGUCACCAUUUACCCGAAGGAAAUGCGGACAUUCUUCAUCCACUUUCGUAGCAGUGACCCCUUGGCUGACUCUGUGAACUCAGGGCAACCCCAGGAGCCCCAGGAAAAGGAACAGGACCCAGGACAUGGAAAAGCAGCAUGGGAGGAUGAGUGA